AUGGGUCUCGAGCCCGCGCUCCUGCCCGCCAGCGGCGAUGGCUGUGGAAGCAGCAGCAGAGCCACCACUACUCCUUUUAUCGGCGACCCCUAUUUUUCUUUUCCAGCUGCCGCAGCAGCAGCAGAGUCGACACCAGAGGCGGCUCCUACCGUUGCCGAGUGGCACCAGCGCUUCCCGCUCUUCUGCGAGGCGCCCCCCGCCGGCGCGCUCUUCCUGCCGUCGCGCCUGACGAGCAGAGACCUUGGCGGCCGCGCUUCUUCUAUUGCUGCUCCCGUCCCCGCUCUUAUCGAAGAGGAGGACGACGAGUACGAGCACGACGACACGCUCCGCCAGCAGCAGUCUCUCUUGGCACAGGAUUCUUUCAGCGUCGCAGCCCCUGCCUCUCCCAUCGACGUCGAAGAGGAAGAGGAAGAAGAAGACGAUGAGACGCGCUACCGACUGUUCCUCGAGGCGCUCGACUUUUCCGCGUUCCAGGACCGCUUCCCGUUCCAGCUAGCCACUAACCCGGCCGACGCCCCCGAGCAGUACACGCUGGCGCUGGAGCGGUUCGAGCAGCAGCAGCAGGCGCGCGCCUGGUUUGAACAGGAGCAGCAGGAGCAGCAGCAGCAGCAGCAGCACCAGCAGCAGCAGUUCUACGACGAGCCGUACAUGCAGCGGCAGUCCCAAGGCCUGGCCAAGCAGGAGCAGCACCAGGCCACCGGCGGAUACGAGCCCUACGAGCCCUACGAGCCAUACGAACCCUACGAGUACGACCAGGCGCGCCGCAUCGACCGCGCCAUGCACCGCCAGCGCCAGCAGUACAGCCAACUGAGCCCAUCGCGACCUCCGUGCGGAGGAGGCGGGGGCUGCGGUCCCGCGCUGGAACUGAUCCGCGAGGAGGACGAGGAUGGCGGCCAGGGCGACGAGGAGAGUGGUGGGUAUCUCCUUGGUCCGCGGGGCUGGAGCCGGCGUGGCUGA
Messenger RNA from Lasiosphaeria miniovina, 957 nucleotides. RefSeq lists its product as uncharacterized. The transcript has 3 exons. The record is from RefSeq and is a predicted model, not a curated record. NCBI's taxonomy places the organism in Eukaryota, Fungi, Ascomycota, Sordariomycetes, Sordariales, Lasiosphaeriaceae. Bases 1 to 957 code for a protein of 318 amino acids.